Messenger RNA from Cottoperca gobio, 1661 nucleotides. RefSeq lists its product as uncharacterized. The transcript has 7 exons. Lineage: Eukaryota; Metazoa; Chordata; Actinopteri; Perciformes; Bovichtidae. Bases 225 to 1028 code for a protein of 267 amino acids. The record is from RefSeq and is a predicted model, not a curated record.
GAUCGUUGUCUCUGAAGAAGUCAUCCACGAGUUUCUUCACAUCGACUGCCUUGGUUGUUGUUGUAAGAGGCGUACAAAAUAAAACAUCUUCCUUUAUCACGUCGUCUUUCACAGAGCGCACGAAUACAACACGCUGGCUCAGAUUGGAAACGUCGGUGGUCUCGUCGAGUUGGAGGCUGAAUGUAGCUGGGCUUGACAUCAGAUCUGCAACUACUUGAGCCAAGAUGUCGUCGCUCACGUCGUCUAUUCUGCUGCUGAUUGUGUCAUUCGAAAGAGGAAUUUGGGAUAACUUCUCUUCAGCAGCUUUUCCCAGCAUGAUAUUCACCAUCUUCAACGCAGCUGGUUUUACCAGUGUUUCACCAAUGGGUGGUGGUCGGCAGCCUGUCCAGCGUCUCCACGUGGAGCCCUCUGCAGCUGAUGAUGACAGAAAACAUCAGCUCGGACGUCCUGAUUCCUCUGAACCCUGCAGACUCUCAGACAGCAUCCAGUACCACAGCAAUCACAAUUCACCAUUCCAUCGGGUGAAGCUCCAAGAUGAGGCCACUGGGGAUUCAUGCAUGGCACGCGUUGGCCACGCCGGCAUGACGGCAGAUGAGGUGACGGAAAACAUCGAGGCUGCUUUCCAAACAGUGGCGGCCAAACUACGCACGAAAAGUCCGGUGAUAAAGCUCAUCCAUAUAAAGAGCCAGACGUCGGGGGCCCUGCCCAUCUACACGUCAGACCUGAACCACCUCAGCGUGCUGGACGAGGCAGAGAAACAGGCUCAGGCUGCCAGGCAGGAGGCUGCGGCCAAAAAGCAGGCGAAGAAGAACAAGGCGGCGGAGGAGAAGAAAAGCGCGGUGACGGGGGGAGAGAUCCCACAGCUGGUUCCCAUAGCAACACCUAGCAAAAAGCCCAAACUGGAGAAGGCACCCAAACCUGCUGCAGCGAAGAAAGGAAGGAAAGGAAAGAAAGCACCAAACAAAAUGACCAAGACAUCUGGAAAGACUGAGUCCAAAGGGAAGAGAAGAGUUCCCAAAGUGAAGUGAUUGUCAGAGCGUCUUCACACAUGACGCUCUCAACAUGGACGUUAUAUUACGGGACCAGGUUGUUCAGACUGGUCAAUAUAUUCACUCUGUUCUGUCUUUCUUUGCUCGGAUGAUGCAGAUUAUAAAGUGGAACUGAAAUGAUCUUUGGCUGUGUUGUGUUCUCUAAAUGAUGAAUAAUAAAAGUGUUCAUUAUAAUAGAGAUGUUUUAUCAUAGCAGGAGAAGGUGGAGCUGAUGUUGUCAACAAUGGCUGUUUACUGAUGUGCAUCAAUAAUCCAUGUUAGUGAUGAACAGUGAAGGUGCAGCACUUAUUCACUUUAAUGCUGCUAUUUCCCCGAGUUGGUCAAUUUGACUUCAGCGUGACAAGAAAAACAAUGUUUUGUAAAGCGUCUCGACGCUGCUGUUUAUUAAUGUUGCCCUCCAACAUACGGAAACACUUUGUCCCAGAAGUGUUGCAGCACAUUUCAUAUAACUGUUAAUUAUUGCUUCACCUGCCCUGUUAUGAUGCUAUAAGUGACUAAUGUGCGUCACUGUACGAGGACAGCAACUAAGGUUUACAACAUAAAACAUUACAUGUGAGCAAAAGUUAAAAUGCAAUAUGUGAAUUUAAUAAAACAUUUCUUACACUCAACCAA